Messenger RNA from Morus notabilis, 1587 nucleotides. Its product is annotated as myb family transcription factor PHL13. Gene Ontology annotation, molecular function: DNA binding; DNA-binding transcription factor activity. Lineage: Eukaryota; Viridiplantae; Streptophyta; Magnoliopsida; Rosales; Moraceae. The transcript is spliced from 8 exons. Bases 293 to 1336 code for a protein of 347 amino acids. The record is from RefSeq and is a predicted model, not a curated record.
AUUUUUUUUUUAAAUUUUUUUACGAGGAAGACAACAGCUGUCAAAAGAGGUGAUGAGGAAGAAGAGAAAAGGGUGUCACAUGAUUUGAUCAGUCCCGGAAAAAUAUCAUCACCAAUCGCAUAUCUGUAUCCAUAGUAAUGGCAUGCAGUGAUCAGAUUGAGGUUGGAUUGGUCUGAGUACGGACAUAUGUACGUUGUUUCUCAUCAUCUGCACCUUAAAAGUUUGCAACAGCGAAAAAGAAUAAGGGAAAUCGUAAAGAACACGCUAGAGAAGAUGGGAAAUAUUGAAUAUUAUGAAGAAAGCGGUACUAAAUCUAGGUGGUGAUACUAGAAUUAGCGAGUCUCAAGCUGAAAAGAUGAUGAUAUCCCAUCUCCAAUAUUCAGCUUCCAAAAAUUGCUCCUCCUUUGACUUAAACGAAGAAGCUGCUAUUAGAAGUGCUAGUACUACUCGUGAAAAGUAUGCAGGUCUGAUCGCUGAUUAUGGGAAUGAAAUGCAUCGGAAUUCAUCGUCAGCUAAUAGAAAAGAGGGAAAGGGUAGAGUUAGGCAAUAUGUUAGGUCCAAAAUGCCUCGGCUCCGGUGGACCCCGGACUUGCAUCUCUCUUUUGUGCAUGCCGUUGAGAGGCUUGGUGGACAAGAGAAAGCAACUCCCAAAUUAGUUCUUCAGCUAAUGAAUGUGAGAGGACUUAGCAUUGGCCAUGUGAAGAGUCACCUGCAGAUGUACCGAAGCAAGAAGCUUGAUGAUGCUGGGCAAUUAGUGUUAUUUCCAAGAUAUCGAUCCAAGCAUGGAAGAGAUUCUCAGCAACAUCUUACACUAAUGGAGAACAGCACUAAUAUUACAGACCAAAAUUCUAACCAUCUUAACCUUGUCCAUAGUCUUGUGAAGUCUGCUCUCCCUCGGAAACCUUUAGAUCUCAAAGCCAACAUUUUCAGGUCAACAACUUCAAACCAAGUACAAGUGCCCAUAAAACGCAACCGUUUUCUUGAACAAGAGAGGUGGCCCCCAUUUGAAACGAUCAACAACACCAAAAGCGUUAAUAUUGGUGCAAAUAUUACAUGGGUUAAUACUAAUAGUACUACUACCAUCCAAUCUCUCAUGAAUAAUUUUGGCACCAAUGGGACAACCCUCACAAAAUUUCUAUCAAGAUCAAGAUCUAAUGGCUAUAAACCAAAUCUUGACCGUCCAUUCCAGCCCCUGCAGUUGAAUCCGGAGAAAGUUCUGGAGGAGGAAGAAACAGUUCCUGAUUUGCAAUUAGGAUUGAGCCAAGAAUAUAAGAGUACUAGUAAUUAUAAAAGCACCCAGGAACCAAGCACCAAGUUAUCACUUUCUCUUUCUUAGCCAACAAUAUUAAUUCAUUUAUCAAUUAGGAGAAGGCAAAAGUUCCUCACAGGAAUCUCAAAUGAAGAUUGCUCCAUAUCCAAUGUCACUUUGAGGCUGAAGCACUUAACAUCUUGUACCAGGGUCAAUAUCAUCACAUGUUUGACACUAGUUUGUUAAGUGCUUCUCUUUCAAGAGCCUUUUCAAAGUAGAAACCUUUAAAUAAAUAAAUAAAUACCAUGUUGCGUUUUCAACAGAUACUACUAGUUUGU